AGAGAAACCGUUUUGCUCUCUGAAUCUAGUGAGACGCGAAAGUCUGAAUCUUUUUGCUUUGGGUAUUGAGAAGCUGGUCUCCUGUGUUUGAGGGCAGGCUUUUUUUCAAUGGAUAGGAGUAAACGACGGUGAUAUAUAUACAAUGGUGAGCUCGUCUCUUUCGAGUAAGAGAUACACUUACAUACACGAAAGUGGAAGUGAGACACGUAGAGGAGCCAUUGACAUUCACCAUGUGAUCAUCAACAGAAGCAGAUCAACUGGCUAUGCCCGUCUUAUGGGCCUUGCUUUCUUCCUUGUCAUUUUGGGGGUCUCUAUGUACUCUUUUAUUGAAAAGGACAAUCCAGUUAGAACUCUGUCUUGGAGCUGCCUGUUAAGUGGUUUCUUUGUUGUGAUACAAAGCCGGAAGUUAGUCAAGAAAGAAUCUGUUAUAAUCAUGCCAACCUUCGGGAUUCAAAUUGAAACUCAAUAUUUAAGUGGAAAAACAGUCUCGAGGUUUAUCCCUAUUGACAAGGUUUUGAAGCCUGUGCUUGUGGAAUGUGUCACCCCAGUUACAUGUUAUUGGAGUCUCUCUUUAUUUCUGCGUGGUGAAGAACAGCUUACAUUGGUGUUUAAGGAACUGCGUCCGUCAUUGAAGAUGUUGGUUCCCAUUUGGAAGGCAUUAUGUACUCUUAUUGGCACAGACCAGAGUGAAAUCAUCACUGAAGAAAAGCAUGUUGUGUCCGGUUAAGCAUCUACAUGAGAUUUCUACUACCACUACGAAGAGAUGAACAUGGAAGAUCCGUUAGACAGAAUUUAAAAUUUUAAAUACUCUACAGUGUUGAUUGAUAUUUAUUUGGUCAGACAGUGCUGAUUAUUACGAAUUUACGAUGUACUAGUUCCAAUAGAUUUCUAUAUUUAAAAUGAUUUCUCCAACU
Brassica rapa (field mustard) is the source of this 914-nucleotide messenger RNA. RefSeq lists its product as uncharacterized. Gene Ontology annotation, biological process: GPI anchor biosynthetic process. NCBI's taxonomy places the organism in Eukaryota, Viridiplantae, Streptophyta, Magnoliopsida, Brassicales, Brassicaceae. The record is from RefSeq and is a predicted model, not a curated record. Gene Ontology annotation, cellular component: glycosylphosphatidylinositol-N-acetylglucosaminyltransferase (GPI-GnT) complex.